CGCCCGCCUGCGCCGUCCGGACACGGAUGUGCGACGGCCUCGGCCCUUCCGCAGCGGGCGGGGCGCGGGGCGGGCAGCGGGGGAGGAGGCGGCCCCGGCGCUCUCCCCGCCCCACCGGCACGGAGCUGUCUCAGCGCGGCACGGCACGGCACGACCUGGCCCGGCCCGCCCGCAGCAGCCGCCCGCACGGAGCGCCGCAGGCUCCAGGCAGCCAGCCCAAGGAUGGAGUCCCUCCCUGAGACAGUGCUGAUCAGGAUCCUAGCAGCCAUACCUGCGGUGGACUUGGUGCUGGCGUGCCGCCUGGUCUGCUGCCAGUGGAAGAACCUGGUCGAUGGAGCUGCGCUUUGGAUCCUGAAGUGUCAGCAGGAAGGCCUCACUGGAGCUGAGUCACAGGAGGAUGCAGAGAACUGGCAAAACUUCUACUUCCUGAGUAAGAAAAGAAAGAAUCUCAUCAAGAACCCCUGUGGUGAAGAAGGCUUGCAGCACUGGGGAGAGGUAGAGAAUGGAGGUGAUGGCUGGAAAAUUGAAGAGCUCCCUGGGGACUUUGGAACAGAAUUCCCUAGUGAAGAAGUCCAUAAGUACUUUGUUACAUCUUUUGAGUGGUGUCGAAAGGCUCAGGUCAUUGACUUGAGGGCUGAGGGCUACUGGGAAGAGUUGAUGGAUACAACCCAGCCUAAAAUUGUGGUAAAAGACUGGUACGCAGGACGCAGCGACGCCGGCUGCCUCUACGAGCUGUGUGUGAGGCUGCUCUCGCAGAACGAGGAUGUGCUGGCAGAGUACAGAAGUGAGACUAUUGCCAUCCCCCAAGACAACGAUGCCAGCUGGACUGAGAUCUCCCACACCUUCUCCAACUACGGGCCUGGGGUCCGCUUUGUGCGCUUCGAGCAUGGUGGACAGGACAGCCUGUUCUGGAAGGGAUGGUAUGGGGUCCGUGUCACCAACAGCAGCCUGACGGUGGAGCCAUAGCCUGCAUGCUGGAGAUGACUUCCCUCAGGGCAUCCCAUGGCCUUCGGAUGGUUCCUGCAUGGUGCUGCUUCCGGGCUGUAGAGCAUAAGAGCAUACAACCCUUCUGCCAGUGAAUGUGUGUGCAAGGUGCCAGGGGCUGCUGUCCACCUGCCAGGGAGCUGAGAGCGCAGCACACGGGACCAGCCUCGCCGCUGGCACUCAUGGCCUCUGGCAGACAUCACAUCACCCCUGCAGACCUUACUGGUAGGCCAUCAACUCCUAGCACCCAGCCCAAGCUAGACACCUUUCUUACCUGCUUCCCAGCCUUGGGCACCCCUUAAAUUUAGAAGAUACUUUGGGUGUAUCUUCUGGAAGUUAGAAUGCAAAAAGGAAGGAAAAGGGAAAAAAGAAGUCAGAAAUCAGAGACCUUGUGUCUGACAACACAUCAAGGAAACCAGAGCCCUGUCACACCUCUGUCACCAGCUGCUCCACAGCCUGCAGUGAGAACCUUGGCUUCUCCCGUUGACAGAGUGCAGGGGUCACUGCUGGCCACACAGGAGCUCUGGCUUGGCUGCCAAGCCUUUUUAGUUUGGUUUUUAGUGGCAAUGCAAAGCAAGGGAGAGCAAAGCCUUUUCUUUUACACUCUUCCCAGCAUCUGUGUAUCUGGGAAAGUGUUGAGAACUGAAACUUCUCUGGUGCUCAGCCCGUGGGCUUCAGACAGAUAACAACUAAGUGUAAUUGCUGGCAGAGACAAGGACUUAAGGAAACAAGAUGGAAGCAAAUGAAAACAAAGUCAUCUCUUCUUUCCUGGCCUCUACAUGCUUCGUGCAACAAGCACCCUGGUCACCCAGAGUGGUUCCCUUCAGGCAGGACACCCUCUGCACACAGACAGCUGUUGUUAGCCCCAGCUGCUCUCGGUUCCUCCUACCCACUAGCAGUGUCUGCAGAAGAACCCGUCUGCCCCCGCUCCAUAUGCUGACUGCCAAGGCAGCACUUCACAUGUACUCCCACUGGUGCCUCUUGAUACCACGCAGGGCUGUGAGCCACCACCCUGAGCCAAGCCACCUCGGCUGCCCUGAGCCCAGCCUGUCCCUGCUAGUCAGCGCUCUCAGAGCAUCCCCUCAAUAGAGCUGGCGCCGCCUAGCGAGACAGGCACCUUCCUGCGUCCGCCUCUCUGUCUUCCCUUCCUGGGCUGCCAGCACGCACAUACUGCAAUGCCACUUUGCAUCAAAGUGCAGCGUCACAGGUGCAGGCUGCAGCCAGAGCAGAGCUCCUGCACCGCUCGCUUCGGGCACGCUCCGCUUCGCUGGGCUUUCUGCACCCUGUGCCUGGCUGCCUGGGGCAUGCUGGCCCUCAGACCACUGCCGUGCCACAUGCCCAGGCAGACAUAAUAAAGUGACACCGUGUGUGUGGAUCUGG
Molecule: messenger RNA, 2364 nt
Organism: Pogoniulus pusillus (Red-fronted tinkerbird)
Lineage: Eukaryota; Metazoa; Chordata; Aves; Piciformes; Lybiidae
Product: F-box only protein 2-like
Exons: 6
Coding region: 223-966 (247 amino acids)
Biological process (GO): glycoprotein catabolic process; SCF-dependent proteasomal ubiquitin-dependent protein catabolic process
Cellular component (GO): cytoplasm; SCF ubiquitin ligase complex
Molecular function (GO): protein binding; ubiquitin protein ligase activity
Source: RefSeq, a predicted model, not a curated record